AUAGCAUAGCUGAAUUCGUGAUCCGACGACGAAUAGCAAGUCGAGGGAGACCCGAUGAAUAAUUGAGACAAUUCCACGCAUGCGUGACACGCCGCGGCGGAGACAGCCCCAGGGGCAUCUAGUUGCUUUCAGUGCGCCCUCUGCAGAAAUACUUUGUUAAAUAAAUUUAUAAAUUAGAUAUCACCGGCGAACGAAAUGUACACUUAGUUGGGCGUCGUAUUAGUCGUCAGGAGUAGUUGCGUCGCAUAUUACAUAGUGCGUAUGAUGCAGGCCGGUGGGCCGGAUAGUACGGCGGUGUCGGAGGCGCCGAGCAGCGGCAGCGAGGAAUCCGACUGCGAACCAGGCCCAGAGCCUGACGCGGAUGCCGCUCUCACUGAAGAAUGGGCUAGGGAACUACUUUCGGGUGCGGGCGUGGUCGGCGCCAGUGAGGUUCGCGUGGAGUCACGUGCGGGGGUCGCAGGGGCCCUAAGCAGGGUCCUCGCAGUAACAGUGCGCUACGAGAGCAACGGUGAACGCCGAGCCUUACCACUUGUUGUCAAACUGCCGCCUAGAGACCCAUUUGGCAGGCUUUUUGUGGCAGAAGCCCAGUUUGAUACCAGAGAAAUUCUGUUCUACACGGAACUGGCGCCGGUCCUCAACAAACUGGCCGAAGAUGCCUUAGGCCCUGGAUGUGGGCUGCCUAUACCAAGAUGCGUUAAAGCUAGACUGCCAGAUGAAAUAGGAGGUGACAGCGAACUCGUCCUCGAAGAUGUAACAGCCGCCGGAUACGAGACUGCGGACUUCGCCGAUGGUUUAACAGCUGAUCGUGCAAAAGCAGCGCUGUAUGCCGCAGCUCGGCUACACGCCCUCUCUCUUGCACUUCGUGAAAGAGAAGGGCCGCUAGACCAACGUUUCGACUUUCUGUUCCCUUGUGAAAGGGCAGCCGCAGGGUAUCUUCGUCUGGUGAGACGAGGCCUUCCCCAACUGGAAGCUUUUCUGCGCGGUCGUCCCGACUGUACCGAAGAAGCCGCUGCUGUAUCAGCCCUGAGUGCUCGUGCACCAUCAUUACUUGGCACUCUACUGAGACCAGCUGAACCAGCGCCCCUGGCCCACGCUGAUUUCUGGAGCGGCAAUCUUCUUUUCCGGGAAAUAGAUGGAGAGAGUGAAUGUAUUGCCCUCGAUUGGCAAAUGGUGUCUCUCGGAAGACCAAUGGACGAUGUAGCGCUACUUCUGCUGUCGUCACUAACACCUGAAUUAAGAAGAAAUGUAGGUGAUACAUUUAUUGAGGAAUACGGAGAUCGGUUGGAGGCCGAAUGUGCGAGAUUGGGGGCCGAAGCCGCUGGAGCAGUAGUGCGACGCGGCCUAAAACCGGAUUGGCCUCGAGCGGCGCUGAGGGCGCUGUUGCUGUGCGCAGGCAGUGUUGACGUGGCUCUAGGGGACCCCAGAGCUGAGAGGCGUCUCCUGGAAGCGGUCCGAGACCUUUACGCACAAGGCGUGCUCGCUCUCAAGCCCGACACCGAAGCGUGAAAAUGUACAAAACGAACAUGUGCCAAGAGCGUGCUGAAUUCAAAUCAACCGUUCUUUAUUAUUAACGAAGCAGUCCAAUAUAGAUAACUUUUUGUUUUUAUUAUAAUUUAAGCACAAAUAGCAGUUUUAGUCGUGUAAAAUUCGUUUGUAUUAGUUACAACGUCGGGAUUCGAUGGAAGCCGUUGUGGACGUGCGGCGGCGUGGAGCCUAAUUAAAGACUGAAUUUACGUACAGACAAUUUACGUAUGUCUAUAUGAGAUUAAUCGUAACACGUGUUGUAUCGUAAACCGUAGGUGUUAAUUGCUCAUCUUAUCGACAGCUAGAAAUUUAUUGCGGUCUAUUGACUAUUAAUAAAGCAAAAGAUUAAAUUAUUGACGGUAAUAAA
Manduca sexta (tobacco hornworm) is the source of this 1891-nucleotide messenger RNA. RefSeq lists its product as uncharacterized. The coding region runs from base 262 to 1506 and encodes 414 amino acids. Lineage: Eukaryota; Metazoa; Arthropoda; Insecta; Lepidoptera; Sphingidae. The record is from RefSeq and is a predicted model, not a curated record. The transcript has 3 exons.